GACCUCCAAAGACAACCCCAAAACGGAAGCCAUCGAAGCUUUCAAUGCCUUUAUUCCUCGAUAAGCUCCCGCAGCCGCUCAAUCCUUCCUCCCAAUACGAGCCCGAGCCCUAGCCCUAAUAUUCCGAGAGCAAUCCCUCGAUUCGUCCAGUUGCGGCUUGAUCUCAAUCGCGUUGGUUGAAUCAAAGCAGAGGGGAUCGGAGGAGCGUUUGGACAAACCCUAGGUUGCUGAUGUCUUCUUCAUCGGGACAGCCGCAGUUCCGGUACACGCAGACGCCGUCGAAGGUGCUGCACCUCCGGAACCUGCCGUGGGAGUGCACGGAGGAGGAGUUAAUCGAGCUCUGCAAGCCGUUCGGCAAGAUCGUUAACACCAAAUGCAAUGUCGGUGCCAAUCGCAACCAGGCCUUCGUUGAGUUUGCUGACCUUAAUCAGGCCAUCUCAAUGAUUUCAUAUUAUGCCUCUUCAUCAGAACCUGCACAAGUUCGUGGCAAAACUGUGUAUAUCCAAUAUUCAAACAGGCAAGAAAUUGUAAACAAUAAGGCCUCUGGAGAGGUUGCUGGGAAUGUUUUGCUUGUUACUAUAGAGGGUGUCGAAGCUGGUGAUGUCAGCAUAGAUGUUAUCCAUUUGGUGUUUUCUGCCUUUGGAUUUGUUCACAAAAUUGCUACUUUUGAAAAGGCUGCUGGAUUUCAGGCUUUGAUCCAAUACAACGAUGCAGCAACUGCUUCAGAAGCUAGAAAUUCCUUGGAUGGUAGAAGUAUCCCGAGAUACUUGCUUCAAGAUCAUGUUACGUCUUGCCACCUGCGGAUUUCUUUUUCUGCACACACGGAUUUAAAUAUCAAGUUUCAGUCUCAUCGCAGCAGGGAUUACACUAAUCCUUACCUUCCUGUGAACCCUUCUGCAAUUGAGGGUACCUUGCAGCCUGUACUUGGUCCUGAUGGGAAAAUAAAGGAACCUGAGAGUAAUGUGCUUCUUGCAUCAAUAGAGAACAUGCAAUAUGCUGUGACAGUUGAUGUUCUUCACACGGUAUUCUCAGCAUUUGGUACUGUUCAGAAAAUUGCAAUUUUUGAGAAGAAUGGUGGAACUCAGGCUCUGAUCCAGUAUCCAGAUGUGACUACUGCAGCAGUUGCCAAAGAGGCUUUGGAGGGACACUGCAUUUAUGAUGGUGGCUAUUGUAAGCUUCAUCUGUCAUUCUCUCGUCAUACUGAUCUCAAUGUAAAGGCGUAUAGUGACAAGAGCAGGGAUUACACCAUUCCUGACUCUGGGUUACUCACAAAUCCGCAAGCUUCGGCUGUGCCUACUGCUUCCACCAGCUGGCAAACUAAUCCUCAAGCUGCAGGAACUUAUGUUAGCAGUGUUGGACAGAUGCCAACUUGGGAUCCAAGUAAAACAACCUUUGCAUCAGCAGCUGGAACAUUCCCGGGCCAGCCAUUUGUUCCAUCUGCUGGUGCCCCGUACGCAACCUCAGGCUCGCUCCUUACUGCAUCUGCUGGUUAUCCUCAAGUUUCACAACAGAUGUCCCAGUAUGGUAGCCAGCCAAGGGCUGGUAGCGGCGCGCCAUAUGUUGGGCAGCCUCCUAGGUAUUUCUAGUCCACUCUAUCUUUCCUGGCAAUCUCUUUCUUGGUUCGCUGUUGAACUGAUAAAAAAAUAUGCCGAGCUAAUGUCAGCUUGCCCUUUGGGGCUUGUGCACCAUGUCAUUGAAUUCCACUUCUUCGGUUACUUGUGCUGACCUGAAUGGGUCUACUUUAUGUGGUUUCUAAUGUGUUGUAAUGCACAACGUGUGGUUCUUCUCAUCAGAAAAGCAUCAGUAGAUUGAAUUGAGGUCUUCAUUGAAGUCCUUGUGCCGGACCUAAUCUGGAAAAUAAAGAACAGUUAGUGCAUCA
Molecule: messenger RNA, 1879 nt
Organism: Musa acuminata subsp. malaccensis (wild Malaysian banana)
Lineage: Eukaryota; Viridiplantae; Streptophyta; Magnoliopsida; Zingiberales; Musaceae
Product: polypyrimidine tract-binding protein homolog 1
Biological process (GO): regulation of RNA splicing
Cellular component (GO): nucleus
Molecular function (GO): mRNA binding
Source: RefSeq, a predicted model, not a curated record